Molecule: messenger RNA, 2092 nt
Organism: Pocillopora damicornis (cauliflower coral)
Lineage: Eukaryota; Metazoa; Cnidaria; Anthozoa; Scleractinia; Pocilloporidae
Product: cilia- and flagella-associated protein 157
Cellular component (GO): cilium; ciliary basal body
Molecular function (GO): microtubule binding
Source: RefSeq, a predicted model, not a curated record
AUGCCCCCGAAAAAGAAGGGAAAGAAGAGUGGAAAGAAGAAGAAGAGUGGUAAAAGGAGUGCCAAAAAGUCACCUUCUGCAGCACCAUCGAGUGAUGUGCUCAAUGAACUUUCGAAGGAAUAUUUUCUUAUACAGAUACGAGAUUUAGAAGAAAGGUUAGUUCGCUAUCAGAAAAAAUGCGACGAGCUUGAAAUUGCUAAUCAGGAUUACAGAUCACAGUAUGAGCAACAAACGACGGAUAAAAAGGAAAUUGUGUCGUUUUUGAAGAAACAGUUGGAACAAAGAGCGGACGAAAUUGCUGAUCUUCAAGAUCGUUUGAUAGGAUUACAGCAGGCCAAGGAUGGAGAGAAGGAUCAGUACGAAGUACAACUGGCGACUUUAAGAACUGAAAUGCAGGAAAUCAAGGACCAGUUAACUUCAGAGAAUAUGGUUCUGGGCGGAAAGUUAGCCUCUUUAGAAGAAUUCCGUGUUCAAAAAGAAGAUUUGAUGGCAAAGUUUGCGAAGAUGGAGGAGGAAUUGGAAAAACAACAAAAGGAUCAUAAAGAGGUUAUUUACAAUCUGGAGAGGAAGGCCGUCGUGGACAAAGAUAGGUUGAAGAAAGAGAUGGUACUGAGACUGAAUCAAGUAGCUGCUGAAUUUAGAAAAGUAUCAAACAAACAGAUGGCUGAGACAACCAAAAGAACCAUUAGAGAGAAUGUCUCUAUCAAUGCUCAGCUGGCCAAAAUGUCUGAUAAAACUAUGGAACUUAUCCAGGAAAAUGAUGAGCUUAGAACGAAGGAGAAGAAAAUGAAAAUGCAGGUUGACAUGCUGGAACAUAAUGAGAAAGAGCUUGCUAAGAAGAACAGUAGUAAUCAAAAGAUAAUCCGUAUGUUGGCAGAGAAAGCUAAGCAGCAAGAAGAGAUGUUACUUGAAUAUGAUGAGAGUGAGGCAAACAAAAAAGACUUGGAGAGUGAACUUGAUCUGCUGAGAGCUCAGGUUGACAGUAUGAAGGAUGAACUUAAAAGCACAACAGAGAAAAAAGAGUCCUUAGAGAGUGAACUUGCAAAAGUUACAAAGGACAGAGACCUGUCCAUGAAGAAGAAAGAUGAACUGACUGGAAUUUUGUCUCAAGCAGCACAAGCUCUUAGAUCUUCAUUAGUGGCACCCACUGUUGUCAAUGGAAAGCCUGAUGAAGCAGAAGCCAUCUCUCAACGCGAGAACCUUGUUCAAACACUGCUAGGAAUUUUGAAUGAUGCAGUUACAUUUGGUGUGGGACCCAGUGCCAAAGAUUUUAUGCCACCACGUAAGACUAGUGGAUACUCAAGCCCAAGCCCUGAUAUAGGACGACACAUUCAUAGAAAAAAGGAGACACUCCCCUCUAAGGCCCAGGCUGUGGCAGCAGCAGUGAAUCGUCCACUUCCUCAUUACAAGCUAGGUGAUUUGGGAAUAGUUCCCAGGUCUCAUCCAAAGCUUGGAGAAAGGCCUGGGGUCUCUUCGCCAUUGGCUCCUAUCAGUCGGCAGACUAGAAGUGUUGGUGUACAAACAGUCAGUGCACAAAAAGCCAUGUUCUUCGCUGAUCAGCUUCUUUCAAAACGGAGCCCUACCUCGUCUGGUCAUUCUUUGUCACAUGACUAUAAGUCACCAAUCAGAACAGAGCUACCUGUUGGCGCUGGGUCACGUGGUAGAAUACCUUGACGCGGCUGUAUUGACUCUAGAUUUGCAGGAUUUUUAACUGUUUUCCCGAUAGAGAUCAUUCAAGCCACAUAUAGGAUCUGUAGUGCUGUGUUGUUCAAAUCUUUCCUUAACCCUGCUAUUAGAGGGGACUUCCCAGUCCAAAUGAUAAUGAAAUGAACGUCCUUUUGUCUACGUGGACUUGCUACAUGCAGCCAUAGUCUCUCAUUUUCCACGCGUGGAAACUUUUUACCACAAUGAACGAUUUUGUCCUUGUAGUUGCCGAGUAACACAUUCUUAGCAAGCUUAGAUUUUUAUCCUAUGAUAACAGUCCGGAUUGAAUCCUGUUGUUUGCAGUGUAUUUGUUUUGUGUGUAGAUGCUAGACACGUGGAUUGUGUAAAUAUAUCCUUAGAGUGCAAUAAACACCGUAAUUUUGACAAA